CAGAACAACAACCAAGGACAAUCUAACACUCAAGUUGGAGGAGCCCAAACUAACGUUGGAUCUAAUGCUAACACCAUUAACGUCGGACAAACCAACAACAAUGGUGGAGGACAGAAGACACCAAGCUACGAUGCUAAAAUCAAGAAAGCUCCAGAGCCAGAACCAGAACAAGCCUACCGUCGCCGUGCAUAA
Auanema sp. JU1783 is the source of this 192-nucleotide messenger RNA. NCBI's taxonomy places the organism in Eukaryota, Metazoa, Nematoda, Chromadorea, Rhabditida, Rhabditidae. The record is from the annotation of a GenBank genome assembly.